Messenger RNA from Cyprinodon variegatus (sheepshead minnow), 2029 nucleotides. It is a transcript of the gene cdk2, whose product is annotated as cyclin-dependent kinase 2. The transcript has 7 exons. The coding region runs from base 437 to 1333 and encodes 298 amino acids. The record is from RefSeq and is a predicted model, not a curated record. Gene Ontology annotation, cellular component: cyclin-dependent protein kinase holoenzyme complex; nucleus; cytoplasm. Gene Ontology annotation, molecular function: cyclin-dependent protein serine/threonine kinase activity; ATP binding; cyclin binding. Gene Ontology annotation, biological process: signal transduction; protein phosphorylation; regulation of G2/M transition of mitotic cell cycle. NCBI's taxonomy places the organism in Eukaryota, Metazoa, Chordata, Actinopteri, Cyprinodontiformes, Cyprinodontidae.
AGAAAACACCAACAUUAUCGGGUGCGUUUAGAAGAAUUGGCGCUUUUGGGAAAUGGGUAAAACAACGAUCGUAAUAUCAUCCAAGAGUAUUAUCCGGUGCGUCCCGGAAAUAAUAAUCGAGCGCACCCGGCACAACGCGGGAAAGCGCGGUGUGUCGGUUUAGUAGUUUCCACCACAGGGCAUCCAUCGCGCCAAUCUUCGGGGUUUACGCUGUUCUCGACAAGUAAAGUGCACACAUGUCGGUUUGUUCCGUUUGUCGUUAGCUGUGCCUAGAACCGACAGACUCGACCCAUUGUCGAGGGGUCCCCGGGUUGAAUGCAGGAAGCAGUCGGUCGGUCCCAGAAACCGCUGUCCCUGUAGCCGUUAGCUCCUACACAAAGAGAGCAGCUCUGCUAAAGCUGCCCCUAAAACACUGAAGUCGGGGUUGACCAUUAAGAUGGAAACGUUUCAGAAGGUGGAGAAAAUAGGAGAAGGGACGUACGGAGUGGUUUACAAGGCUAAAAACAAAGUGACGGGAGAAACCGUUGCACUGAAGAAAAUCAGGCUGGACACGGAAACAGAGGGCGUUCCCAGCACAGCCAUUCGAGAAAUUUCACUUCUUAAAGAACUCAGUCACCCAAAUAUUGUCAAGCUGAGAGAUGUCAUCCACACCGAGAACAAACUUUAUCUGGUUUUUGAGUUUCUUCAUCAGGAUCUGAAAAAGUUCAUGGACUCCUCCUCAGUUACUGGCAUCCCACUGCCUUUGGUGAAGAGUUACCUUUUCCAGCUGCUGCAAGGCCUAGCCUUCUGCCACUCUCACAGAGUUCUCCAUCGAGACCUGAAGCCCCAGAACCUCCUCAUCAAUGCUCAAGGAGAGAUCAAGCUGGCCGACUUCGGCCUUGCACGCGCCUUCGGAGUACCUGUACGCACUUACACACACGAGGUGGUCACUCUUUGGUACAGGGCACCAGAAAUCCUCCUGGGUUGUAAAUUCUACUCCACUGCCGUUGACAUUUGGAGUCUGGGGUGCAUCUUUGCCGAAAUGGUCACCAGGAGGGCCCUGUUCCCCGGCGACUCUGAGAUAGAUCAGUUAUUCAGGAUCUUCCGCACCUUGGGGACACCCGAUGAAAACGUUUGGCCGGGAGUCACAUCAAUGCCCGACUACAAACCGUCCUUCCCCAAGUGGGCUCGGCAGGAUUUAGCCAAAGUAGUUCCUCUUCUGGAUGAGGACGGGAGAGAGCUGCUGGCAGAAAUGCUGAAUUAUGACCCAAACAAACGGAUUUCUGCCAAAAAUGCACUUGUACAUCGGUUCUUCCGGGACGUUUCCAUGCCAGUUCCUCACCUGAGACUCUGAGUUGUUUAAAUCAUCAGGCCGGUUCAGACCAGAGUAACAUCUAAGCAAUAAGGACGAACUGCAGUCCAGUGGCUGGAACAGACAGAAAACCUGGACACUACAGGAGCCGAAGGGUCCCUCACUAUCUAAAAACAGCUUUUAAGUAGCUGGACGUUCUGCAGCUUUUGUUUCAAGUGUUAAACUGUUAUUUCUAAUUUUAUUUGGUGUAUUUAUGUACAGCUGCCACAUUUGAUCUAUCAUUAAUGAUUUAAAUCUGUGAUGUUCAGCUCAGAACAAUAACUGAAAAAGAAAUUCCAGAUUUAAAUGUUUAAUAUUGUUUCUGAUGUUCAAGUAGUUUGUUAAUUAGUCAAAUUGAUAAAUUGGAGGGACUGUGCUAAUAAAAUCACCAGCUCUUGGAAAGCUUGAGGUACUACUGAACAGAGUGAUGGCUCUCAGUACAACCAGCCACUAAAAGAACAUCAGAUUAAUUGAUUUCCUCCUGCUUGACUUUUGUUUCACUGCAAAUGAUCUUGAGGUGGUUUUAAAACGGCACCUUUGUUUGAUAGUAAUGUGAUUUAUAGUAGUCCAUCGUCAUUUUACAGAGUUUAACUUGUUAUUGCAUUGUUCAUACUUUAGAUUUUACCCAAAUUUAAUGCACAAUUUUUAUGUAUAAUGUUUAUAUACAGUUGGACUAAAUAAACUUGUUUAGAUAACUGC